UCGUUGGUAUUACUGAAUCAACUUGCAAGCGGUCCACAACGUAUCCGCCGAGUAGACGUGCUCAAAGCUAAACACGAACUUUCCUUAUAAUUGUAUAUAUUUACCUACAUAUAUCCAUAUGUAUGUACAUACGUAAUGCAUUAUAAUAGAAUGAGAAAGGUGAAGCGUAGUUUGAAUUAAAUUUAAACGGAAAUUAUAAAAAUAUGACGCUAAAAAGUGAUCCAAAACGAAGUGAAUGAACAAAUUUAUUUGAACAGAAACAUUUUUGGCAACCAGUGAAAAGCAUUUUGAGCAUACAUAUGCAUGCAUAUCUAUGUACACGAGAACAUUUAAACAAUUCUAAAACCUAGAAAAAAUACAGAUAUUAAAAUCAAACAAUUGUAUGAAUACAUGAAAGUCAAUAAGUAUGUGAGAAUAUACAACUUCAAAGUUGACAUGAACAAAUACUUAUGUAAACUAAAAAUCAUUCGAAGGGGAAAUUUGAAAUGAAAUACAUAUGCUUGAUAAUCCGAAAAAAUGCCAAAAAAACAGAAUGUCAUGUAAAAAUAAAAACAGACAGCGUGCAAAAAAACAUUCUCUCUGGAGUGUGUACAUACUUACAUAUAUGUAUACUAUACAUAUGCAUGUAUGUAUAAAACAAUGUACCUAAAAAAAACAUUUACGCAUGAUAUCGACUCAAUGUACAUAUUUGUAGGUGUACACACGUAACGCUGCCAUAGCUAAAAACAGUGCGAAUUUUAGUAGCUGCCGCUGUUUGCUGGUGUGCGUGCGCGCCGAAUGGAACCUAGGUCAAUAUUGUUUCUAGUGCGACGAGAGAAAUUAUUACCAGUCAACUUGCAGCAAUAGCUAGAUAUUCAUCUACAUACAUACAUACAUAAUUGAGCUUUUGGUGGGAGUUAAGGGAGCCACGAUACCCUCUGUACAACAAAUAAUAUAAAAUGUUUGACGAAAGGAAAAAGCUGCCGAGCCUAUAGGCUCUCAAACGCUUUCACUCUUAUUUACACUAGUAUGUAUAUCGAGAAAAAGAGCGAAAGCAGUAAAUUGACAAUGCAAAAUUAAUUAUUUUUGAGAAUGACGCUAAUGUAAUAAACUAAAAUUACUUGUUCCUAAAAUACCAUUAGUGUGUCUGACUACUACAAACAGUCUAACUGCUGCUUUCGUUCUUUGUUUUUCCCUAAAACCCCUUACUCGUAGAUCUGCGGGGCACAGCGCGUGUGCCGAUGAAACAUCUACCAACAAUUUGUGUUAAACACAAACAAAAGCGUCGGAAAUAUCUCAACGCACUGUUUAAAUACUCUCACAUAUACUCGUAUAUACGUAUGUAUGCACAUAUUGUUAAUGUAUUUGGAAAAACGUGAAUGCUGCUAACUUAAUGCUUAACGUAUUGAGUGCCUUGACAAGUUUAACCAUACGCAGUAAAAAGUACACACACACAUGUACACCUUUUACACAUUAUAAGCUACAAUUUAGGUUCUAAUCGGAUCGUUGCUCAUUCCAAAACAAUUCCAAGCACACACUCGCUUAAAUUGUACCGCUGAAAGCUCGCAAUAUCCGAAAUGGUGCAUAACGCCCGCGCGACUUCAAUUUAGUGCUAACAGAACUUGAAGUGAAACGAGCGAACAACUUUUGUUAAUAUUUUAUUUUAGAAUAUGUAAUUUAACGUGUCUAGUACUAAUAAGUAUAUCUACGAUUUGUGUAUUUCAGUGUCAUUGACGUUUCUGUUACUAAAAAGUUCAGAACCAAACAAGUAAAAAAAAACUUUUGGUGUAAAUUUAUAACCACCAAACAUAUAUAAUAUAUAUUUUAAUAAGUAAACAAUCUACAAAAGCUAUAAGCUGACGAGUUUUUACUUCGUGCAUAUGUGAUUUAAAUAAGGAGCACAAACUUUUCAACAGGACAAAGAAUCGAAAUUGCACUAAAAAACGCCUUUUAUGAGACACCAAUUAAAAUGGUAUAUCACCAAUCUUCACCACUGGUUAUUAAGACAGAGAAGCUUAAUCAAGCCCAAUUCUGCACCCCUCUACAGACAAGAACAGAAUUAAGUUCUGUUACAACAAAAAGAAUCUUAGAAGCACAUCAACUGCAACACGGCGCUCCGGUUCUAUAUAGCAACAACAGCAAUGUUACAACAAUGCAGCAGCAACAGCAAUUAACGGCAACGUCAUUACCUCAUACAAGUAUUAUACCAAUCAAUGUGACACAAAUGACUACAGCGAAUAUAAGUAUACCUGCCAACAUCAAAGCAGAACCGAAUAUCGGCAUAUAUGGAACUGCCGCACCUGGCAGAAACACAAAUGCCCCCGCUACGACGUUGCAAGUAAAUGGCAGCGGCAACAUAAACCGCAAACAAACGAUAAAUAAGCCAAAAUUUAAAUGCGAACAAUGUGGAAUGACCUUCGGUAGUAAAUCUGCACACACCUCACACACCAAAUCUCAUGCGAAAAGCAAAGAUUUAGUUGGUGUUUCCGCGGCAGAGUCUACCAGACGGGCAGAAAUCAGCGAAACUAUUACACCAGCGGGUAUACCAAAGAUGCCAAAUAUGACAGGUGAUCCAUAUCAAUGUAAUGUUUGUCAAAAAACAUUUGCGGUGCCCGCUAGGCUGAUCCGUCAUUAUCGGACGCAUACCGGCGAACGGCCCUUCGAAUGUGAGUUUUGCCAUAAACUAUUCAGUGUGAAGGAGAAUCUACAAGUUCAUCGCCGCAUACACACCAAAGAACGGCCAUAUAAGUGUGAUGUCUGCGACCGAGCUUUCGAACACUCGGGUAAAUUGCAUCGCCACAAGCGCAUCCACACCGGCGAACGGCCGCAUAAAUGCUCUGUCUGCGAGAAAACAUUUAUACAAUCUGGGCAACUAGUUAUACAUAUGCGUACACAUACCGGCGAGAAACCCUACAAAUGCCCUGUUGAGGGUUGCGGUAAGGGCUUUACCUGCUCCAAACAACUGAAAGUGCAUUCACGUACUCACACGGGUGAAAAACCUUAUCAUUGCGAUAUAUGCUACCGCGAUUUUGGCUACAAUCAUGUACUCAAACUACAUCGCGUACAGCACUAUGGAUCCAAAUGCUAUAAAUGUACAAUUUGUGAUAGGACUUUUGGGAGCAAAAAAGAAAUGGAAGCGCAUAUUAAGGGUCAUGCCAAAGAGUUACCAGAUAACGAGGAUGGACUUGCAGCUGGUGCAAUUAUUGCCGACAACACCAGCAACUCAGGAUCUAGCAGUUCGAGUGGCGAAGUAUCAUCAACACCGGCUUCACCUUCAUCAGCUACUCCGUCCGAUGUGGCGCCUGUUAAACCGCGCAAAACAAAGCGUUGUCGCGUUCAAUCCAUAAAAAAAUCUACUUCUAACACGCCUAACCAAUCAUCGCCACGAUCCACAUUAUCGCCAAGCUCAUCGCUUGCAUCUACAUCUCGUCUUUCAGAUGGUAUGCUCGAAUCCAUGCCCACAUCGCCACAAACACCACAAACACUGGAAAUCGACCAUCAGAGCCGCGAUAGUGGAGUAGAUAGUGCCAGCAAUAAUCGUCAAUUAUCCAUCUCUUUAGCCGCUAUUAAUUCGACUGACAACAACGCACAACAUACCUUUACUUAUAUAAUUGAAGAUCUACCAACAGAUCUAAGUAAACAACCUACACAACCAGAACAACAAACAACAACUACGAAAUUGUAUCCAACACAAAAUUCAUUAAACUAUCAUCAGCAAACAGUUCCGCCAAACUACAGUUAUCACCAUCUACAGCAACAGAGCAUAGAUUUCGAUCAGUCUGAACUCGAACCGCCGACUAUCAAUCCAGCAUUACUGGAAGCUGCAUCUAUUGUGAGGCGACGUGAUAUGUUAGAUUCUCCACGUGAAGACGAAGUUACGUUUGGGGGAAUACCGUUUAAGCAGACACGACACACGGAAAACCAAAACCAAUUUCAACCACAACAUAGAAGCCAUGAUCAUAAAUAUCAAGAGCAAAUGAAUGAACCCGUUUACGAUAUUGAGCGCUCUAACUUAAUAGCGUCUCCCAUGCCAACGUCAUCAUUCUCAUCACAUCAUUCCAUUAGUCAUGAUUUAUCGCAAUACGAUGAUACACGAGAGGCCAACGAGUUAAUUGAGCAUUACAAACGAGGAGAGCUUGCGCGGCAUGGUCUGCACAAGGGAUACGCACCAGUGCCUAAGUAUGAGCCUUCGCUACUCAACAACGAGAUUGUGCGUCAAGUGGAAGCUGCAAUAGCGCCAUUACGUUCCUCGACUGAAUCGCCAGAACGUUCAUCAUCACCCGAGAGCGACUCCAUGAUGAUGGCCGAUCGUGAUGUAAUGACACUACCGUUGCGCAAACGUAAACUUUACAUGCACGAAGGAUCACCAAUCGAAUCGACAGCUAUAAAUGUGCCCACACUUGAAAUGGAAAAGACACUUGGCCAUAUUGGUCUAGCCUCGGGCAGUGUUGAACCAAACCAUGUCAACAUCGACGCGGUAGACAAUGCUAACCAUGAAUCCGGCGCAAAGGUGAUGCGUAUGAGUUCAGUUAUACAAUUCGCCAAAGCUUCAUAACUUCAAAUAAUAGCAAGUGACUUCAAAUGAUUACGCAAAAAAGAACUGUUUCAUUUGAGAAAACAAUUAAAGACUGUUAAGCAAAUUUUAUAUUUACAUAAUGUAGCGGAAAUAAAUAAAUGGAAUAAGCUGCACUGUACAAUAAGUGAUCCGUACACAUCGGACCUUCAUAGACAAACAAUCUUACGAGUAUAUGCAUUAAUACAGCCUACAUACAAUAUACAUAUACUAUACAUAUAUGUAUGUAGGUGUUAAUACUUAGUUCGGAAUAUUUGUUAGCAUUGAUUUUGCCAAAAGUAUUAUUUUAGAUACUGAUAUAUUAGUUAAUGAUUUAUAACAUUGGACUGUGUGUGUGAAUAUGAAUGCCUACAUACAGACUUAAACGUAUGUAUGUAUAUCGAAGUAAUUUUUAACUAGAGAUAAAACCUGCAAAUUCUUUAUGAACAAGGACGAGCUCGCGAUUGAACAGAAGUGGCAUUAUACUUGUAAUUAUUAUCAUAAAUACUUAGUUUAAUUUAUGUUAAAAAUUAAGAACAUUCAAAGUAUAGUAUACACAUUCACACAUAUGCAUAUAAGUAAAAAUAUAACUUUAACUUUUGAAUACAUA
Molecule: messenger RNA, 5141 nt
Organism: Bactrocera dorsalis (oriental fruit fly)
Lineage: Eukaryota; Metazoa; Arthropoda; Insecta; Diptera; Tephritidae
Gene: Kr-h1
Product: Krueppel homolog 1
Exons: 4
Coding region: 1949-4534 (861 amino acids)
Biological process (GO): regulation of transcription by RNA polymerase II
Cellular component (GO): nucleus
Molecular function (GO): DNA-binding transcription activator activity, RNA polymerase II-specific; RNA polymerase II cis-regulatory region sequence-specific DNA binding
Source: RefSeq, a predicted model, not a curated record